GUAAGUUUGAUUAAAAGCGAUUGGAAAACAGAACGUUUUACGCUUUAAACGUUUAUAUUUUUCUUUUUAUAUUCAAUCGAUCUUUUUUUUCAACAGAUAGGAAAAUGUUUCGAUAUACUGCACAUGACAUAAAUAAGAAAUUAAGAACAAGCGAUAUAAAGAUACAAGAAAAUGUUACAUUUUUGGAAAUGGGGCUUCCAGAAAAAAUUAUGGAUGGAUUGUCAUUUGCUGGAUUUGAGCGACCAUCUCCUAUACAGUUAAAAGCUAUUCCUAUAGGACGCUGUGGAUUUGAUUUAAUAUUACGUGCAAAAUCAGGAACUGGAAAGACAGCUGUGUUUGGUAUUAUAGCUUUGGAAAUUUUAGAUAUUCAAAUAUCAUCUCCGCAAGUCUUAAUAGUAGCACCUACCAGAGAGAUAGCUAUUCAAAUAUCUAAUGUUCUUAAAACAAUAGGUUCAGAAAUAAAAGGAUUAAAAGUUGAAUAUUUUGUGGGAGGAUUGUCUGUGGAAGAUGAUAAGAAAAGACUGAAUGAGUGCCAUGUAGCAGUUGGCGCCCCAGGUAGAAUUAAGCAUUUAAUUGAUAAGAAACUGCUUAAGGUUUCAACUGUUAGGUUAUUUGUCCUUGAUGAGGCAGACAAAUUAAUGGAAACAAACUUUCAAAAAGAUAUCAAUUAUAUAUUUUCCAAAUUGUCAUUAAACAAACAAGUUAUAGCUUCGAGUGCUACUUAUCCUGGAGAUUUAGAAAAGUUUUUAGAAAUGUAUAUGUGCUCACCAGUGUUAAUAUCACCAGAUCUUGAUGGACCAAUUCUAGUCGGAAUUAAACAAUUUUUGGUGGUGGUUUCUUCACAUCUUAAUGCCAUGAAACAGGUACAAAUAAAAGUGGACGAGUUGCAGAAAAUAUUUACAAAAAUACCAUUUAAGCAAUCUCUAGUUUUCUCAAAUUACCAAUCACGAGCUCAAUCGGUCAGCAAUAAACUUAAUUCUAUGGGCUUUUCAUCCACAUACAUCAUUGGAAGUCAGGAUAUGGCCAAGAGGUUGGAAAUAAUGGAAAAAUUGAGGAAUUUUAAUUGUAGAAUUUUGAUGACCACGGAUUUAACUGCGAGAGGCAUCGAUGUAGAAAAUGUUAACUUGGUUAUAAAUUUGGAUAUACCUAUGGAUGCAGCAACAUAUUUACAUAGAAUUGGCAGAGCUGGACGUUAUGGAACCCACGGAAUUUCCAUCACAAUUGUCUCUGAAAACGAGCUUCAAUCGUUUAGAGAAUUAUUAAUCUCGGUUGGUGGACCAAACUUUUAUCUGUUCAAACUCGGUCCUGAUUAUGUGGAAGAUGUAUGGGCUGACAAUAUUACAGUUUUCGAGAAAGUCUACUCGAAGCCCGAGGCAAAUGGCACAGAGCUUUCAGAUAUUGACAAAGGAAUUCUUGAAUCUGAAAACGGCACACCUAUGGCGAUACUUACAUCAGAAAACACAACGUUCUCAACGUCCUCUUACAACAGUAAACAUAUUGACACAAAUACAUGUUCGUUGGAAAAUAGCGGUACAAAUAAUACUGCUAAUCUUAGUAACGGUAAUCAAAACAAAUCUAAAAGUAUCUUGUCAAAGGAUAAAAAGUGCGAUAAAGCUAUCACGAAUGAAACAUAUACGAAACGAAAAAAAUUCUAUUUGGAUGACAAAAGAAAGCUGUUUUAUAAUAAACAUAAUAUUAGCAAAGUCGAUGUCCAGCAAUCUGACGAAUUUGAAAAACGAGAAGAAGCAUCAGUUAUAGAACCUAUUCUUCCAGAUCUAUCCAGCUCAGAAAAAAUGUUCAGGUUUACAGUAAAAUCUCAUACGGACGAACUUUCUGUUUUGGAGAAAUUAAACGAAAAUGUUGUUCUUGAAACGAAUCUCUUAAGUAUUGAAGAUCGUGAAUUAUCUGACGAUGAAAUCAAGCAAAUUUGCGGAUGUAUAAGUAUCCCAACAGCUGACAAGAAAGAGGAGAGUGAUAUAUUAUCUGCUGUCAUGACUGAUAAUAACGUUAUUUCUAUGUCUCAGGAAAUAGCUCAGGAUAAGUGUUCCUUAAAGAAUUCCGAUUUAGAGCAUUGUGCGAAAUUGAACACAGAGGAAUUGGAUGCUAGAUCUCGAGAACGGAAUAAAUUGUACGAUUAUCUAUCGAAAUGUAUUGAAGAAUUCAAUGAAACCGAUGAGACUCCGUUGGCAGCAGCUACUAGAUGGAAGGAUAAACUUCAUUUCGAAAUUGAAUUAUUAAAUAAUAUGUUUAAGAAUAUGACUGAUUCUAUACAUAAACUGGUUUACGAGGAGCACUAUUCUGCGUUUAUACAUUUUUUCAGUAUGCAGAAGCGAGCAUUCUUAUGCAUUUUUCCGGAACUGCGCACCGAGGAAGAAGUGAACGAUACAUAUGUAUAUUCGGGGCUUAAUUCGAAUAACAAUUUAUUGGAUAUGUACAGGGAGAUAGAAGAAUUCAAGAGCCGCUUUGAGGAAUCGAGAAGCAAAUUUAACGCGCAUUUUCCUUAUCCUACAAACGCCGAUGAACACUUGCCAAAUUUGAUGAUGUCCGAUUCCGAGAUUGAAGAAUACCGUAAAGCAUUACGAUAUUUUAAGGAAUACAAAGAUCCUAACGAGAAACUGUCAGAAAUAUUGGACUACAUAGUGUUUCUGAGCGAAACGGAGAAGUGCGAUUUGAUGCAAAAGAUAAAAGAUCAAAAUUUAUCUUUUUCGGAUAUGAAGGAGUUUCUCAAGGAAGAAACCAUGAAAAACGAUUCAAAACGGGUCGAGCUAAGCGAAGAUGAUGUACAACAGUUUGAAAAUUCGGACGAUGACACCGAACAACACGAAACGACUGCUGAGGUAGAUGCAUCGAGAAUAAAAAUAGAAUAUGAAAACUGUUCGCGGAAAGUACAGAACACUCGUCCUGGCGAAGUUGUAGACGACGACCAAGGUAGACAUGAGCCAGACGAUAUGAAGAACGAUACUUCUACCGAUAUAAUUAUCGGCCAUCUAAACGACAGUAAGAUGUUAUCACCAACGGAAAUGCGAGAAAACGGAGCAUCAUCGUCAGUAUCGUUUAAUAAUGACGAGGUUUCGAAUACCGACAAGGAUGUGUUUAAUUGUUCGCAAAGAGCAAAGUUUAUGAGCAAUGUCAGGCGGAAGACUAGUCAGAGCGAUACCAAGAGCAACGUGUCAACCAAAUACACACCUGUACAAACGAAUAACGUUCUUUACAAUAACAUGAGCGAGUUGCAUGGAAAAUUAGAUAAACACGUGAUGAGUAAUAUGGACACGAAUAAAUCAGCUGAUGUAAAUCUUUAUUCGAAGAUGCCGGCUUCACAUGCAGCUGAAAACACGAAGACAGCUUUCCCAGGACGUUCACUGGAUUCGACCGCUCGAUUGUCUCAUCCGCGAGUUUCAGAUUAUGCUACUUUGAACUCGUGCGCAGAUAAUCGCGAUUUUAACAUCGAUCGAAAGUUUUCAGAUUGCGAGUAUGCAAAGGAGGAAGAGACGAGUUUGUUGGACCAAAUCGGCCGCUUCUCUUCACACACCGAAUACGCGACCAACCACUAUUUUCCACAUAUGCACGACAAAACGUCUUGGUAUUCGGUACGUAAGGAUACCUCUAAUCAUCAUGAAGAAUCACCGAAGACUCGUGGACUCGACGACUUGGCAUACAAUAACGUUUACCUGCAGAACAUGGACGUCGACAGAUUCCUGUCGUCGCUAAGAAUGCAAACCAAUCAGUUACAUCUACAAAUCUAUCAGUCGCAGAUGCUUGAGAAUUGGAUUUCGUACGAAGAAUAAUUGCAACCACGCUGACGGUUAACCUGGGAUCGCUUGAAAAGAUCGCAAAAUCUCUGGAUCGGCUAUUCACUUAGGGGUCGAGCUUUUUCUUCGUCAAUGUGUUCUCGAUGAGGUUCCACAAGACGAUCGUUUCUUUGUUGACUUUUGGCAAAAGCAUCGAUUGACGGGGAGCAAUAUCUAGAAAAUUGAAUAAGUAAUGAUUAUUUGUAGUGAUUAAGAGAAAAAUGAUUUUUCACGCCCUUAAUCACUACAAAUCGAGAAAACCGAAGAAGAUGUAAUCAAAAGACUAAGUUGGAGUGGAUACUCAUUGUUGGAAAGAAGAACGAUGUGCGAGAUUGUCAAGUUUUACUUAAUGGAAUGAACAACGAUUAUACUUCCUGAUUGAACGAUUGAACGGAUGAUUAUAUAAAGCGUACUGUCUCUCAGCAGAAACGAAUAUCUAUCAGAAGAGGGAAGAAGACAAAAGCAAAAAAUCAUUAGAUUCGACUUGACAAUACGAACGAUUCCGGAGUUUUAGAGCGCAGCGGUAGAGCGACAACGUGGUGGCACCGCGGACACAUUUUCGUCAGCGGGUCCGCGAGUUCUCACGAUGUGCGCGUAUGAUCAAGCGGCGAGAAAUGACAUGUGAAUCGAUCGAUAGCGAAAGGUCACGCAUCGGCGGCACUUAACACGCACCGGGGAGACGGCGAAGUGUGUGCCGCGGGUAACCUUUCUCUAACGAUUCGACGCUACCUGCGCUUAUGCAAUUCGAUCGAUCCUUUACGAUUAAGUCUCGUAUUAGUCUUAUCGAUCGAACAUUAUCGGGUGUACACUAGUCUCUCGUCGAUUACCAUUCGCUGUCUGCCAGCGGUAAUUUAAUUGUACGUAUGUACGUUGUUUUCUUACAAGAAUACUGAGAUAGCGAUCUGUGUGAAUAUUGUAACAUGUGUAAAUACGUACGCGGUGUGCGUUUGCGAAUUUCAAGUGUGAGGUGAUUGCGAAAAGAGGAGGACGAAUGAUCGUUUAUGUUGUCGUUUUGCGUUAAUUUUUCUGAUAUAUGUGAUUUUUUAUUUAUGCGGUAAUCUACGCAUUGAGUAGUUGAAUGAACGAUGAAAGCAAUCAUGUUUGUGUAAUAAAGCUAAUGCAAAAGAGAAAGA
Molecule: messenger RNA, 4921 nt
Organism: Harpegnathos saltator (Jerdon's jumping ant)
Lineage: Eukaryota; Metazoa; Arthropoda; Insecta; Hymenoptera; Formicidae
Exons: 8
Coding region: 105-3785 (1226 amino acids)
Cellular component (GO): cytosol
Molecular function (GO): ATP binding; nucleic acid binding; RNA helicase activity
Source: RefSeq, a predicted model, not a curated record